Phyllostomus discolor (pale spear-nosed bat) is the source of this 2356-nucleotide messenger RNA. It is a transcript of the gene PRKAG2, whose product is annotated as protein kinase AMP-activated non-catalytic subunit gamma 2. The record is from RefSeq and is a predicted model, not a curated record. NCBI's taxonomy places the organism in Eukaryota, Metazoa, Chordata, Mammalia, Chiroptera, Phyllostomidae.
CAUCCACACGCCAACUGCCCCACUCUCGCCGGAGUCUCCACUUGGGCACGAGCCGAGGGGGCUCGUGUUCCAGAUCCCCGCGUUCCAUUGCACCUGCCUUCCACGUUACCUCUGGGGAUCUGUGGGAGGAGCCGAGUGGGUGGAAAAUGUUGCUUCGCUUUGCAAAAGGAAGAAAACUUUGCCACCCAGCCGGAGACCUCUGCCACGCGUAACCAGGAGAGAGACCAGCACCGGGACAGCCUGUGGCUUUGAUUUGGCAUCUGAUGAGCCGGUAGGAGGAAGGAGAAACGAGCUCGGCGCUCACGCCGACCGCCAUCCCUCCCGCGGGGCGGGCGGCGGCCCGAGGUACCUGCUCCACCCUCCCUCCCCGCUCAGGUCCCCACGCGGCGUCUCCGGGGGAAGGACCGUGGUGACGAGCUCGCCGCCCCGGGCGGAGGGCAGGGGCCGGGCGAGGAAGCAGGACCGUAUUCCGGGAACGAGCCGCCCGGAAUCAACUUCUGGUUAAAGUUAUGGGAAGCGCGGCCAUGGACACCAAGAAGAAGAAGGACGUUUCCAGCCCGGGCAAGAAAAACCCCAGCCAGAAGAGGCGGUCGCUGCGAGUGCACAUUCCGGACCUGAGCGCCUUCGCCAUGCCACUCCUGGAUGGAGACCUGGAGAGCUCAGAAAAGCUCUCUUCUCGCAAGGCGGACAGCCCCUUCGGCUCGGUCAGCCCCUCCAAGGGCCUCUUCUCCAGGGGCGCCCAGCAGCACCGGCCCUCCAGCCCCGUGUCGGCUCCUGUGCGGCCCAAGACCAGCCCCGGCUCCCCCAAGACCGUGUUCCCGUUCUCCUACCAGGAGUCGCCGCCGCUCCCGCGCCGCAUGAGCUUCAGCGGCAUCUUCCGCUCCUCGUCCAAGGAGUCUUCCCCCUCCAGCUCGUCUACCUCGCCGGGGGGCAUCCGGUUCUUCUCCCGCUCCAGAAAAACCUCCGGCCUCUCGUCCUCGCCCUCGACGCCCACCCAAGUGACCAAGCAGCACUCGUUCCCGCUCGAGUCCUACAAGCAGGAGCCCGAGCGCCUGGAGAACCGCAUCUAUGCCUCCUGCUCCCCUACGGACUCGGGCCAGCGCUUCUGCCCGUCCUCCUUCCAGAGCGCAGCCCGGCCUCCCGCGGCCUCGCCCACGCACCACGCUCCCUCCAGAACCGCGGCGCUGGCGGCGGCCCCCCGACCCGCGGAAGCCGGCAUGCUGGAGAAAUUCGAGUUGGAAGAAGAAGCAGAAGACUCAGAAAGCGGCGUUUACAUGCGGUUCAUGAGGUCACACAAGUGUUACGACAUCGUUCCCACCAGUUCAAAGCUCGUGGUCUUCGACACCACGUUGCAGGUUAAAAAGGCCUUCUUCGCCUUAGUAGCCAAUGGCGUUCGAGCGGCGCCGCUGUGGGAGAGUAAAAAGCAAAGUUUUGUAGGAAUGCUAACGAUUACAGAUUUCAUAAAUAUACUACAUAGAUACUAUAAAUCACCCAUGGUACAGAUUUAUGAAUUAGAGGAACACAAGAUUGAAACGUGGAGGGAGCUCUAUUUACAAGAAACAUUUAAGCCUUUAGUGAAUAUAUCUCCAGAUGCAAGCCUCUUCGACGCCGUAUGCUCACUGAUCAAAAAUAUCCACAGACUGCCCGUUAUUGACCCCAUCAGUGGGAAUGCACUUUAUAUCCUCACCCACAAAAGAAUCCUCAAGUUCCUCCAGCUCUUUAUGUCCGACAUGCCAAAGCCGGCCUUCAUGAAGCAGAACCUGGACGCGCUGGGCAUCGGGACCUACCACAACAUCGCCUUCAUCCACCCGGACACGCCCAUCAUCAAGGCCCUGAGCGUGUUCGUGGAGCGACGGGUGUCCGCCCUGCCCGUCGUGGACGAGUCAGGAAAAGUUGUGGAUAUUUAUUCCAAAUUUGAUGUAAUUAACCUUGCUGCUGAGAAAACGUACAACAACCUAGACAUCACGGUGACCCAGGCGCUUCAGCACCGGUCCCAGUAUUUCGAGGGCGUUGUCAAGUGCAAUAAGCUGGAGAUCCUGGAGACCAUCGUGGACAGAAUAGUGCGAGCCGAGGUCCAUCGGCUGGUGGUGGUGAACGAAGCCGACAGCAUCGUGGGCAUCAUUUCCCUGUCGGACAUCCUGCAGGCGCUGAUCCUCACGCCGCCAGGUGCCAAACAGAAGGAGCCGGACGCUGAAUGACCGCGGGACGGGAGCGCCCUUACCGGACUUGAGCGAAGGCUCUGGGUCACGCUUUGCCUCACCCACACUGACCACCACAGGAGAGAGCAAGAGGGCCGAGGACGUGUGUCAGGGCUUAGCGAUGCGUGUUCUUUCCAGUGAUGUUGCAACUAAGCGUU